Messenger RNA from Anopheles stephensi (Asian malaria mosquito), 10385 nucleotides. RefSeq lists its product as uncharacterized. The transcript is spliced from 8 exons. The coding region runs from base 274 to 6231 and encodes 1985 amino acids. The record is from RefSeq and is a predicted model, not a curated record. NCBI's taxonomy places the organism in Eukaryota, Metazoa, Arthropoda, Insecta, Diptera, Culicidae.
UAUUGUGUGUGUCUGUGUGCGUGUGCCACUGUGCCGAGUGUCAAUGUUUGUGGAAAGGCGAAAAAAAUAGUGGUGAUGGUGGGGUGGCUGUUGGUGGCAGCGGUGGCGGUGGUGGUUGCCUUGUAAAAUUUAUAAUUCAACCCCCGAAUCCCCCCCAAAACCUUCCCCUCCCUCGAACCCAGUGCAGUAUAGGCAUUCUAGUGCACGUGAAAAGCGAAAAAGCGGGCCCCACGGGGAUAGGAGGCCGAGUGUGCUGCGACUAAUCGCGGGAUUAUGGCCGAUCUUCAGGCGACGGUCGAGUUCGCGGUCGAGUUGUACAAGUUCUACAACGUGGAUCUGUUUCAGCGCGGAUUGUAUCAAGUACGAUGCUCGUUGCGCGUCUCUCCCCGGCUUCCGGUGCAGGUCGAAACGUGUCUGCCCGACGCAACGACGGCCGGCAUACCGUCGGUGCAGUCGGUGCUAAAUCAGAAUGGCGGAAGCAACAGCCACAACAGCUCCAACGUCAACUCCAACAGCAACAGCACCAACAACAGCAACAACAACAACAACACCAAAUGCAACAACAACAACGGCACGACCAACGGAAGUGUUGGGGCUGGUUCGAACACGAGCGGGAUAGCAAGCGGUGGUGGCGGAACCGGAAGUGGCUCGCUGCCGAGCAGUACCGCGGGCAGUGUCGGUGGUGGCGGUGGACUGGUCGCCAUCGGUGGUCCGCCCGGCAGUGGGAAUGGCCAGUCGACCGGUUCGACCAGCUCGACUGGCCGGCCGGAAGUGAGCGGACCGUGCCUCUCGUCGACUGCAAGCAGUGGCGUCAUCGGUUCGAUGUCGUCCAUGCCGAGCAGUAGCUCGAUGCCUACACCGAACUCAACCACCACGGCCGGUUCGUCGAUGGUCCCGAUCGGCAACGCUCCCGGACCGUCGUGUAUGAAUGGGAGCGGGGGUGGUGGUGGUGGUGGUGGAGGAGGCAGCAGCGGUAACUCACCGACGGCCAGCUCCGACAGUCGGUCGGGUGCGACCAUCAUCGAUGACACCGGGGCGUCACGUGUCUUUCAGAUCCUUUAUCGCAACGAGGAGGUUUCGUUGCGUGACGUUAUCAUGUUCCGGGCGCAUCUGUUAGUUGACAGCCGGCACCUGAAGGAAUCGAUCGAGCGUGCCGAAUUUUCGCUCAACCUCGAGCUGUGGUUCGGUGAGCAGACGAACGGGAACGUCCUGACGCUAGCCUCGACGCGCACGCUGCAGCUCAACUUUCAUCCUGGCCGGGGGCUUCACUAUCAUCUGCCGGUGCUGUUUGACUACUUUCACCUGGCCGCCGUCAGUGUCGGCAUCCACGCGAGCCUGGUUGCCCUGCAUCAGCCUUACAUCAAGAAAAGCAUUUUCCACUAUGUACAAAGCUGUGCACCCAAGUCAACUAAACCGUGGAUGAGCGGCUCGAAGCUCAACUGCCGGGGGGGCAAUUCACCCGGCCCGCUCGAGGCGAUCUUUUUCGGGCCGCAGGUCGGUAGCGGUGCGAAAUGUGGCGGUGGCUCCGCCGGCCGCCUGAUGCACGCCCGGAACGUCCACAAAGAAAUCUGUGCCUUGCUGCUGGGGGCCCUGGAAUCGCUCCGGCUGUCGUUGCAGGAGUUUUGCACCGUGCUACCGCACCAGUGGGCAGCACUGACCGGUUCCACACCGCUGUCCAAUCUCGACACCGAGCAAAGACUGAGAAAGCUGUCCGAUUUGGCAAAGCUCCUGGACACCGAGGACGAUCUGGCGGCCCGUGCAAACUCGGACAUUGCGCAGCUUUGCGCGGAGUGCAUACUGUACUGGCGGCGAGUACUGUCCGCUGCAACGCAACCCGCCGUUCAUGGACUGCUGGCGAAGAAGCAUCACACACUGCGCGUACGACGCUUUGCCGAAGGAUUCUUCGUGAUCGAUAAUCCACGCCAUUUGGCGAGCGGUUGCUACGAUUCCAACUAUCAAAACUAUGUGUCGAUCUGCGAGAUGGCACGACGAUCGCGCUAUCUGUCAUCGUUACCACCACUGCCCGUGCACUGUACACCGCUGGAUGGAGAUGCCAACUCGUUGCCACUUAUCUUCGAGGAUCGUUACACCGAUGCGAACGAGUACGGGAAACGGCGAUCGGGGAGUGAGCCUCAUCUGAAUGGCACCGGUGGACUGGUAACUGCUGCUGGGAACAAUCCUGGCCAGUCAACGCUAGUGAAACCUCCGAAGCAACACCACCAUCCGAACAAGAUCGCUCCGAUCGUGACCAACACCAGCAAGGAAUGUUCGUGUGGCAUUGCCACCUGCUACGUGGAACCGGUGCCUAAGAUCUGUGGCAGUUACAUGGGCAUCAUGACACCGCGGUACGCACUGGGCGGGGACAUACUGCAGGCGAGUCUAACGAUAACGCCCGCAGCAGCUGCCUCACAGAAUGGGCUGUGUCCUAAGGCCCUGUCGCGACACUCCGUUUCUACGCUGCUUGACCCGGUCCCGAUGGCCGACGUGUGUCCCUGGGAUCAACAGUUCAAGGGCAUUUACACCAGUGGACCGGCGGCGAGUGGACUCGCUGGUGGUACGUUGCCAACGCGGCACAGUAAAUCGCUCGAUCAGCUUGAAAUACAACCGAACGCUAACUCUGCUUCGUUGCCAAGACAGCAUCUGCACGGUGCGACCAAUGUGGCCAACUACAACGGGUAUGGAACUCAGCAAUCACAGCCUCACCAUCAACAGCCGCAGCAGCAGCAGCACCAAAUAGGAUCGCUUCAUCAUCAACCUCAGCAGAGACAACCAGCGAUGAUGUACCAACAUCCCGGACAACAAUCGCAACAACUUCAACAGCUGACCGGAGGUGUCGCCUUGCUGCAGACACUUCCCAAAACCAAACCCAAGAACCCGGUCCAGGCGGAAGAUCUACUGAAGAACAUCAACGAGUUUCGGGAGAAGUACAAAAAUCCGGGUGAUCCUCGCAAGAUGAUCCACGCCGGCGGUACCGCCACACACAAUCCUACGUACGAUCUGCAACAGGACGCACUGGGAAUGUCGGCACUCCUGAACGGAUACGCCAAACCAACGACCGGAGACUAUCGGCACGAGCUGAAGCAGACACAGGGUACUCGCAGCACUCAGCACCACGGAAGCCAUCGUGACGCGCCACACCCGCGUGCUCCAAUCAACUCCACCCCAGCCGGUUCUUAUUACAACUCGUUGCCCAAAGGGGCCGGGCUGGGUGCGCCCCGAAGUUCCUUCCCACCGGUACGCAGUAAAAAGCAGCAACAGUCCAGCUCGACCUCGCUCCCGACAAAGUCAGCCUCCAAUACAAUCCCACGCAGCAACUCCUCGCAACAGUUGCGCCAAACGUCUCAAAACAAUGGCCAAUCGAUGUCGAUCAGUGGAGGCGUGAACAGUGCCACGUUACCCCAUCGGUCGGUAGAAUUUUCACGCAUUCGUGUGUCCGACUUUAAGCAGCUGGUACACGGCCAACAGCGACGCAGUACGUCCAAUGGGAGCACGCACAAGAUCGGUCUAUCGGGCAACGGAAGCUCGGCGACGAACGUUGGCAGAGACUCGAGCAGCUCGGCUACCAGUCCGGAAAUUACACCCAGGACACGCAACAAACAGCGCCGUUUGCUGUCGUCGGCCAGUGUUCCCUUUCAGCUGGAAAAUCUUGAGCUAGAACCGGUAGGUGGCGGUGGUGGUGGAGUUGGUGGAGGUGUCGCAUCCGGACCGGGAGCUACUGCCGGAGCGGUAGGAUUCAGUGAAAGUCUACCGAACCUGGCACCACCGCCGGCCGCUUUUGCCAGCGAUACUCCACCGGGUCCAGUGGGGGGCGCCACCUUUCUACUGCGAAGACGCCACUCGAGCAGUGAGUCGACGUCCUCGCUUAGCGAACAGUCCGGUUGGGUUUCGAGCAGGCGCAGUACGGGCCCAUCCAGUCCGGACACACUCCGGAACGAUCAGCGGGUUGUGAAUGGUGAGCAGCUGCGCAAGCGACUGCUGAAGCUGCUAAACGAGCAGCCCCGGUUGGUGCUGGAUCGUAAGAACAGUACACCUUCCUCAACGACUGAGUUCUUCGCACGGAGCAAUCAAAGCUCGAUGAAGUCAAGGGUAGGCUUUGGGCCGGGCGAUAUGUUACGCGGUGCUUCGGUGCAGACGGAAAACUGGAACAAUCUCGAAAAGGAGUGGAACGAUUCGCGGGCCCGUGCGAUAGCCAAUGCGGCGAAUGGACCGUACGGUAUGGUUAGUGGGAAACGAGCUCCGGACGCAACGGUUGAUUCCGCGACGAAGGAAGGCAUCAGCACAGCCGAUAUAAAGCCACCCAAGCGCACGAACAAGAAGGAAAAAUCCAAGUCAGAUUUUGACCUGGCGCACAUCUCGGACUAUGUGUUUGAUGACUUGCGGCUGCUUCCGCCGCAACAGUUCCGAGAUGUACCGCCACCACCGGACGAGUUCCGUGAUCCUCCCUCGUUCGUGGACGAUGUUUCGAACAAGGGCAACAAGGCGGAAGGAGCAGAAAAGCCGCGAAAAGCCGCCUCCGCAAUGGCUCCGCUGGACAUUCCUCCGCCGACGGAGCGUCAGAAGCCGCCGAAGGAAGAUCCACAGCAGCAACCGCCGCCUCUUCCAGCGCAGCAACCACCACAGCCACAGCAACAGAGCCAGCGACAGCAGAUUCAGUACUACGCGACACUCCCCAAGAGUCAUCCACCGGUUCCGAUGACUCCACUGUCGGUCAUAUUUCAGCCACAGAUCAUAACUGCGCCCGCACAAUCUCAACCACAGCAGCACUAUGCCACUCCGCAGUCGCUGUUGCAACAGCAUCACUACAGCAAACCCUUAAGCAAUCAGCUCUACAUGGGCCCCGGUACGGCACAGCCCACUCCCAAACCGAAAUGUGAAGUGCAGGCCAUCGAUAACCCACUGUACCACAUCUACGAGGUGGUCAAAACUCCUCGACCCGUCAUGAAAUCGCAAAGCUCAAACGAACUGGCCGCCAUUGCGAAAUGUGCCGAAACCCUGAACAAUGCAAACGCCACCAAUCUCUGCACCGUUGCCGUAGCAACACAGAUGCAAACACCACAUCAACCGAUGCCACCGAUGGCUCACAAUGGCAAACAGCAGUACGUACCCUCGACGACCGCUGCGUCCUCUGUCGAGCGGCAAGCUUCGGUGCGAGAAACACCUCCACAGGCGUCCGCCACAGAACCGGUUGUGUCCGGAUCGGUACGCCGAAAGGCGAACGAGCCCGAAGAAGACCCGGACGAGAAUCCGGACCGGAAGCGUGUCGAUCCACCGAUGCAGCUGCUCGAGUUUGAAAAGUGUCGCGAAGAGUUCCGCAAACAGAUCAACUACUCCGGGUCGAUCUAUUCCGACUUUCAGAAGAUGGCAUCCGAGAUGCCUUACUUUCACAUUGCGGACGAGUUCCGGGCGUUUUCACCGGCCGGCCUACAUCUGGUGAUCUGUGUCCAUGGGCUGGACGGGAAUUCGGCUGAUCUGCGGCUAGUGCGCACGUACCUCGAGCUCGGACUGCCCGGUACGCAUCUGGAGUUUCUGAUGUCGGAGCGAAACCAGGGCGAUACGUUCUCCGACUUUGAUACGAUGACCGAUCGGUUGGUCGCGGAGGUGCUGUACCACAUCGAAACAUAUCAGCUCAACCCGAGCCGCAUCUCGUUCGUCGCCCACUCGCUCGGUACGAUCAUUGUGCGGUCGGCGUUGGCGAGACCUCAGAUGCGACCGCUGCUGUCCCGGUUGCAUACGUUCCUGUCGCUGUCCGGACCGCACCUGGGCACGCUGUACAACUCGAGCGGGCUCGUCAAUAUGGGUAUGUGGUUUAUGCAAAAGUGGAAAAAGUCGGGCUCGCUGCUGCAGCUCUGCCUUCGCGAUGCAGCCGAUCCGCGUCAAAGCUUCCUGUACCGGUUAAGCCAACGGAGCACGCUGCAUCACUUCAAAAACGUGCUGUUGUGCGGAUCGUCUCAGGAUCGCUAUGUUCCGCCACAUUCGGCACGGUUGGAGCUGUGUAAGGCCGCUGUACGAGAUCAGUCGAAUCUGGGGAUUGUUUAUCGGGAAAUGGUACACAACAUUAUAGCGCCCAUGCUGGCCCGGCAGGAUCUUACGCUGGCCCGGUUCGACGUACACCACGCGCUACCACACACAGCGAACGCGCUAAUCGGCCGUGCCGCUCACAUUGCCGUACUCGAUUCGGAACUGUUUAUCGAGAAGUUCCUGCUGGUGGCCGGGUUGAAAUAUUUCAGCUAGCCACUGAAUGGUGACAGCCGAUGACGGCGACCAUCACUUCAGCGAGGAUAAUUAGCAAUAACUCCAAUGGUAAAGCUGCCUGCCGUGUCGACAUCUUUACAGCAACGAUUGAAACACUUUCAUAGUUUUUUCAGCAUGAGACAAAUUUUAUCGAACGCGAAACAAAGAAAAAAAGGAAUUCAAGACGAGUUUUUUAAAUUAUUCGCUACGACAUAAACUUUAUACUUUAAGUAUAACUUAAAAACGAGAUGAAAAGGAAUUAAAAUCGAUGAGAGUGAUACAAAAUACAGAAACUCAAUCAACCAGGGUACGACUUGCGAGGAAGUGACCGAAACAGUGACAAGAACGCUAGAACUGGCCAACAACAAAUCAUUCUUCCUCACUGCCGGAACCUUUUUUUUCUUUGGGAGAUUGAUUGAUCGAUAAAUGCCAAAAGAAGUGGUUAAUAUUAAUUUUAUGGCAUUUUAAGGUUCUCUUUUUUUCUCUGCGAUGCUUUAUAAAAUAAGAAAAUAUGGACCAGUGCAUUAAAGUGAACUCGAAGAUCAAAACAAUGUGUAGACAAGAAAACCUCUCUGGACAUCAAACAAAUGGAAACGAAAUCAAACUUAGCAACCAAACUCAAUCUUUUCUCUUGUUCUAUCUAUCUCUCUCUCUGUCUAUCACGACUCACAACAGACAACUUGUGGAACACACAUUCGUAUAAGCGAAAAUUGAGACUGACACUUAGUUUCGAUACCAGCACUCUCUAAACGAUAUUGCUUUCGUUAGCUGUUUCUUGGCAUUAGGCACCGUAACGGGUGUAACUGUCUGGACGACGUACAUCCGAGUAACUUUUUACUUUAGAUAGAGCGUUUGUGUAGCAACGAUAUUAACAACAACAAAAAAACAAACACACAGUUUGGGAACUCUUUCUUACGAAAACCGAAAGUAACACUAAACUAACGAAACGCAAUUGGUCCGCGGCCAUCGGCCAUCCUACUUGAUGAUAUUUCCCCUAGGGAGCCUGUCUGUCUGUUUGUGAGUAAGUGUAUGUGUACGUGGUGUACGUAAAAACGUGUACGAUUAGUGUGUUUAACAUUAAGGACAACAACGCUAGGUUAGUUCAAUAUCAUCGAGUACAGGGACACACGGAAAGCACAGAGCCACACGUGCUUCAGCCGAAAGAAGGGAAACAAGUGAAAACGAAACGUUAAAACAUUGAACAUAAGCGGCUUUCUUUCCAAAUUCAUCCUUAUAGGAACGAGUUCGGUUUUGUUACACCAUUUUUCGAUCAUUUUCUGCUGUGGAAAGGAAUGCCGAUGAAAUACUUACUCAGUAAGCGCAUAACAUCGGACUGCUCCUGCAAGGUAUGCAAUUCGCACCACAACACACUGUGCACACUAGAUUACCGAAACACACGUUGACAGUUCGACGGUUUGAUUCAUUUCAAGCGGAGCAUACAUUCGGAAGGUUGUUGUUGCGUUGUGUUCAUCGUACAUUUAAAUAACCAGUGGAACGGUGGCAUGUGUGAAUCCUUAAAACUGGAUGCAAAUUUUUAAAUAGAUGGCUGUAAACUUAAACAAUUCCUUUCGUUCGGCAUCUCGUGCAUCGGGUCGAUUUUUUGCGUUAAAGUAAAUGUUUAUAUGUGCGUGUGUACACCGUCGUGAAAUAGGUGCAAUAGUCAAUUAUACGAUAAUUAAACGGGCAGGAAACGAGAUGGAAAAGAAAGCCGGAAGAGCAUACCGGAAAGCAACUUGUGAUUAGGAAGAAGGCAUCCGAUAUCCAGUAUGGAAAAUGGAAAGCUGUGUUGGUUUUCUUUUCUUUUCUAGUGUUAGUUAUCUCUUUUCUAAAAUACAUUACCGAAAGCGUUCCGUUUUGCGAGUGACAGUUUUGCUGAGCAGCGUGUAGAAAAAAAAACAAACAAACACCAAUUUCUUAACCAAAACAAAAAGACACACACACAUACAAAAAAGGGAAAAGGUGAUGCAAAAAUUAGAUACGAAUACGAGUGAUGGAAUGUAGUAAAAAGGAAGAAGGAAUGUGGAAGAAGGAAAGGAUAAAUAAUUAAUCAAAAAACACAAAUACUAAAUGAAAAAGUAAAAACAGGAUUUGUUUAAAUGUAAGAAAAUAGAAAACAAAAUUAAGUAUGUAAAUGAAGGAGGUAACGAAUAUGAUAAAGCAACAGAGAAAUGCGUGCAACUGGAAAGCUAACCAAAAAACAGAAAUCGAAAAGCAGAACCGCACAACUCAAUAGUCGGAUUAAAACCAAAGGAAUAGUGACCAAAGAUGAUAGAAACGGAAGUCCGGCACACACGAGCUAGAAACGAGCCACGAAGAACGAGGCUCGAUUUUGGGUGCGUGUGUGCUUGCAACACUUUUAAGCCAUGUUAAACGAUGGGUUUCGCGUACGAGCGCUGGGAGAGUGCACUGGUUUUAACGAGACAAAGUAUCACCAUUACUAUCUACCCUGUUGAAAGGAAGUUGAUGUUGGGAAGGCAAGGAAUUGUUAGGGUGGGAAACCCGAGUGGCAACCCCGUUUGAGCCACCAAAUUGAUUCUAUCUACUUCGAUUCUACUACCAUGCAUGCCUACCUACACCAUGCUUUUUCCCCAUUAUAUUUUUUACCACCAAUGUACUACUUGUUGAGCGUUUGAACCGUGUUGGAAAUCAUAUAGAGUGUGUUAAGCGGCCGCCAGCGGUUCGGAUAGUUUGUUGCAGGAAUAGAUAUACUCACCGCUAGUGUUGGAUUAUAUAUAGAAUGAACUGAACCCUAACAGAAGAGUCCAGGUGUGAGCCUUGUUGCUGAAGGGGGGGUGAAUAAAAUGUGCUAAUUGGGAAAUGUUAACACAACGCACAUAGUUUGCAUAGCUUUAGGCGCCAGCCUGCUUUGAAUGCUAGCAGUACGCCUAAAGUUAUGCAAUCUGCGUGACAAGUGAUCUCAGUAACCGUGUUUAUUAUUCACCACCAAAGAAAGCAAGGUGUCGGCUUGGACAUGAUUGCCUGCAUUUCCUAUUUCAGCUCCUGUCCCGUUCUUACAGUUUUACAGAAAAAAAUUAACAAACUCGAAUCGAAUUAGCUGAAGAAAUGGGUGCGUUGAAACGCAAUAAAGCAGACGUGAUCUGAAAUCGGCGAAAAAGGCAAUGCGGGGUUUAAGAUGGAAUCGUUUGAUUAGUAUAUUGUGGUUUAUCCGAUGGAAAGAGAAUUGAAAGCACAAAUCAUGGUUUAAAGAAGCAAAAUAAAUAUGCCGAACGAGAUCGAGCAAAGCAAAUGCGGGGUGGACUGCAACAGGUGCAAAGGAAUAGUAAACGGAACCUUCAUAAAAGGAAAGCAAACUAACCAUGAUAUUAACGAAUCAACUUUUAUGAACAGACACACACACACACACAGUCGAUGAAAGCGUAUAAUCAAACCCAAAUAGAACCCAACAAACCUAUUUAACGUAACGAAACUAAAUAACGAAGUGUGACCCACUAACCACACUCAGUAGCAAAAUAGUUAACUUAGGGAUGAGGGAAGGAAAACAAUAUAAUAACAAAAACGAAACAACAUUUGUAAUGCAAAACAAACCCAAAAGCCCAACACAUAACACGAAAAAAAUUAAAAAAAAAAACCAGAAAUAGAAACAGAAAGAAAACUAAAAAAAAGCAAGUCGUACAUAAAAACAUACCAACCAUCUCACGUAGGAUGUGUGCAGUUUCAGUAGUAGUUUAAUUAAAAAGCAAAACAUUGAGUUGUUUUCGGUUUAAUUUUGGUUCUCAGUUUUUGUUUCUCGUUUCGAACUCUGGAACCGAAUGCAUCGAUCAUCAUUUAAAGGAAGAAAAACUUGAAGAAACAUGCUUACAUAGGGAAAUGGAACACCAAAUUACAGUAAACGAAAACCAAUACAGCCAGGGUACUAUCGGCCCAAUUGAUGAGUGUUGUUUACUACAAUGAGUUAUCGGAUGAUCGAAGAAGUAUCGGAGAGCUUGGAAUCGAAUCAAAAGAAAACAGGUAAAUCAAACGAAACAAAACAAGAGUUGACAAAUUGGCGUACAAGCAAAGUUGGACGAAAAACAUAAACACUGGGCGGUAAGGAAUGCGAUGGCGACUAGAUUUCAUUUAUCAUAGACCGGUAGAUGCGAAUCUUGUGUUGAUGAUACAAACAUUGAGACAAAAAUAAAACUUUAUUCAAAAAA